AUGAAGGGAGGAACAAUACAGAUAAGUUGGCACGACGGGAAGCCAGUGCUAACCCUAGAUUUCCACCCGAUUUCCGGUUUACUCGCCACCGCCGGAGCCGAUUACGACAUCAAGCUAUGGUUGAUAAACUCUGGUCAAGCGGAGAAGAAGAUUCCCAGUGUAUCUUAUCAGAGUAGCCUUAGUUAUCAUGGAUGUGCUGUAAAUACCAUUCGUUUUUCUCGAUCUGGGGAACUACUUGCCUCAGGAGCAGACGGAGGCGAGCUUAUCAUAUGGAAGUUGCAUCCUAGUGAAACCAAUCAGUCCUGGAAAGUUCUCAAGUCAUUAUCAUUUCAUCGAAAGGAUGUCCUGGAUCUUCAGUGGUCUCCUGAUGAUGCUUAUCUGAUUUCUGGCUCAGUGGACAACUCUUGCAUUAUAUGGGAUGUUAACAAAGGUUCUGUCCAUCAGAUUCUGGAUGCACACUGUCAUUAUGUUCAAGGUGUUGCCUGGGAUCCCUUAGCAAAAUACGUAGCCUCUCUUAGUUCAGACAGAACAUGCCGGAUAUACGUCAAUAAGCCUCAAACAAAGAGUAAAAGUGGUGAAAAAAUGAAUUAUGUUUGUCAGCAUGUUAUCACGAAAGCAGAUCAGCAACGGGGAGAUGACACUAAGACAGUAAAAACCCAUCUCUUUCACGAUGAGACAUUGCCGUCUUUCUUCCGAAGAUUGUCAUGGUCACCUGAUGGAUCGUUUUUACUCAUUCCAGCAGGCUCUUUCAAGAUUUCACCUACAUCUGAAGCUGUAAAUGCUACCUAUGUCUUUUCUAGGAACGACCUUUCAAGACCUGCACUACAGCUUCCAGGUGCCAGCAAACCAGUUGUAGUGGUUCGGUUUUGCCCCGUUGCAUUCAAACUCCGGGGUUCAAAUUCUGAAGAAGGUUUCUUCAAGCUUCCUUACCGUCUUGUCUUUGCCAUUGCAACUUUAAAUUCGGUGUACAUAUAUGACACGGAGUGUGUCGCUCCAAUUGCAGUCUUAGCAGGUCUCCACUACGCUGCAGUAACCGAUAUAACAUGGUCACCUGAUGCCACGUAUUUGGCACUGUCCUCACAAGAUGGCUAUUGCACACUAGUUGAAUUUGAAGAUAACGAACUAGGAGAAUCUGUCUCCAUUUCAGUUGGAAAGAAACCCGUGGAUGGUGAGGAGAAAAAGCAUGUUUUAGAGAAAACCGAUGAGCUGAUGACCGAAACAAUACCAGACGAGAGCAAUAAACAGUCUGAAUCAGAACAAAACGAAGAGAAAACAGAGCCAUCGCCGAGUAAAAUCACCACAGAUGGUGAGGAGAAAGAGCAGGCGAUGCCGAAAAUCGAUGAAGUGAUGACUGAAACAGGACCACAGGAAGAGAAACAGCCAUUGCAGAGGAAACUUAGCACACCUGUCUCAAAUAAACCGGCGAGAAAGCGCAUCACACCGAUGGCUAUUGACCCCUAA
Messenger RNA from Arabis nemorensis, 1461 nucleotides. The record is from the annotation of a GenBank genome assembly. Lineage: Eukaryota; Viridiplantae; Streptophyta; Magnoliopsida; Brassicales; Brassicaceae.